UUCUGUGAAUUGAUUGUAAACUCUACAGUUUUUCUCCAAGUGCAUGUUUCUGCCACUUGGUGACAACCCUGCUGCUAGAUGGGGGCCGCAACAUGGGUUUGGAUGCCGACGAUUGUGAUGAUUUUAUACAAAACAAACUUUUCCGCACCCGGGGUAAAUGUGCCAUUUAUGCACGCCAAUCUGAUGUUUUCGUGGAGGUAAAGCAGAAGUCAGCACUCCGAGUCACUGCACCCACUUUGCCCAUGGCGGAGAGCAACAAAAAUAGCAAUGUGACUAAUGUGCGUCAUGAUAUCUGGUUCCAUAUAGCCAUGCGCAUCGAUCCGGAGGAUGUGCAGGCCUUCUCUCUGAUAUGCAAAGAAACCGCACGCUUGGUGGCCUCACGAGCCUUCUGGCGAAAUUUGUACCGGCGCCACUGCACCGGUGUUACCUCGGGCUGGAACCUGGACCUGCCCGCCCAGCUACAACUAGAGCAGAUACGCAACUGUGAUACACGAGCCCUCAGAUCGCUUGUCGUCGAGGCGCUCUUCCACUGCCACCGACCGCUAAAGGUCCGCCUGGAGAGGGGCUACCAUCUGGACUGGCUGCUGGAGCGCACCUUCGUGUCCUGCUGGCAGAAGAACUACCAGUGUCUGUGGAUAAUGUGCUACAAGUUCUGGAAUCGCCUGCACAAUGUGCAAGUACGGGAUGAAUCAGAGGAGUCCAAAGUACCAGUGGUUAACAACUGGGAGACUCUAGCCGAGGAUGAUGCGGGCUACCAAUUGGCUCCUGCUCAGGGAAAUGCCAAUGAGGGAGUCGUUCUGUUGAUUGUCAUAUGUCCCCAGUAUGUGCCCACGCCCACUCAGCUUUCUUAUGACCAGCAGGGAGCUCGUUUUCGUCUGCAAGCCACCAGAGAACUCCUUAGCACUGACAUGCGGGCCAAUAAUCUGGAGCUGGACUUUGCCGAGCACCGAAGUCAAGGUGUGGCCGUGACCGUGAAGUAUCCUCGCAUUAGAAAGUACAAAGUAUUGCCCUGGUGGCAUCCCGAUUUCCAGAAAUUUGUGAAAUAAACCCAUCUAUCUCGCCUUAUCAA
Messenger RNA from Drosophila kikkawai, 1069 nucleotides. RefSeq names its product transmembrane protein fates-shifted (gene fsd). NCBI's taxonomy places the organism in Eukaryota, Metazoa, Arthropoda, Insecta, Diptera, Drosophilidae. Gene Ontology annotation, biological process: regulation of protein stability. Gene Ontology annotation, cellular component: SCF ubiquitin ligase complex. Gene Ontology annotation, molecular function: protein binding. The record is from RefSeq and is a predicted model, not a curated record.